CUUUCCGGGGUUGUCUUCUCAAAAUAAGGGGUGAAGCAUGUUAGCUAACCCCGAAAGUUUAAAGAUUCUGAAGUGUUAAUGUGUCCAGUGAGUUUUUGCGGUGUUUGUGUGACACAAAGUAAGCGCGUACCAUCAGUCUGAAAUGAGUAAAAGAAGCGGUUGAAAAGUGGAACAGAGAGAGUCGGCCAAAGAUGAUUGAACCAGAGUUACUAACCGAGGUCCCUGCCGCACUGAAGCGGCUGGCCAAGCAGGUCGUGAGGGGUUUUUAUGGUGUGGAACAUGCCUUGGCCCUGGAUGUGUUAAUCCGCAAUCCAUGUGUGCGAGAGGAGGAUAUGCUAGAGCUGCUCAAGUUUGACCGCAAACAGCUGCGAUCAGUACUCAAUACUUUGAAAGCAGACAAGUUUGUCAAGUGCCGCAUGAGGGUGGAGACAGCCCCGGAUGGCAAAACAACACGGCACAACUACUACUUUAUCAACUACAGGGUACUGGUCAAUGUGGUCAAGUAUAAACUGGAUCACAUGCGACGCCGCAUUGAGACAGAUGAGCGAGACUCCACCAAUCGUGCCUCCUUCCGGUGUCCCUGCUGUUUCUCCACUUUCACCGACUUAGAGGCCAACCAGCUUUUUGACCCCAUGACAGGAACAUUUCGCUGUACCUUCUGCCAGACAGAGGUAGAGGAAGACGAGUCUGUCUGUCCUGAUGCCAGGACGCUGGUGGCACGCUUCAAUGAGCAGAUCGAACCCAUCUAUGUCCUUCUACGUGAGACCGAAGAUGUUAACUUGUCCCAUGACCUGCUGGAGCCUGAGCCUGCUGAGAUCCCUGCUCUCAAACAGAGUCGUGAACGUUCUGCAGCAUCUGGAGCAAACCCUGCAAGCGGUCCACACCGUGAAGCCUGGUCUACUAAAGGAUCAUCCUACGCUGACCUGUACACCCAGAAUGUGGUUAUCAAUAUGGAGGAGCAGGAUGAGCAGCAGAAGCAGGCCAGUGAGGGCAAGGCACCCAAAGAAAGGCCUGUUUGGUUGACCCACAGCACCGUACAGGGUGCAUACAGCGAGGCUGACAGCCUAAAGAACCGUGGCGAUGUUGUACCCGGAGCACAGGAUGGAACUGCUGGUCAUGGAAUUGGUCAGGCAGAUGAAAAUGAGGAAGUGAUGCGUGCCCUGCUCAUCCAUGAGAAGAGGGCCGUUGCAGGAGCAGGUGUCGGCGGAGCAAGUUCUGCUGCCAGAGGCCUCACCUCAGCUACAGCUAAUGCCAGCGACUCGGAGAGCGACACCAGUGAAUCAGACGAUGACUCUCCCUCGGGUCCUCCUCUUGCCGCUACUGCUCCGCAUCGGGCCGAGGAGGACGAGGAAGAAGAGGACGACGAGUUCGAGGAGGUGGGGGAUGAGCCAAUGGUGAUGGUAGGAGGUCGAUCAUUCUCGUACAGAGAGGUGAGCCAGAGGCCAGAGCUAGUGGAGCAGAUGUCUGCACAGGAGAAAGAGGCUUACAUUGAAAUGGGACAGAACCUCUUCCAAGACAUGUACUUCUGAGCACACAUGCAUACAUUUGUAUAUACAUACAUUGACACACACGAUAAUACAAUUUGAUAGCGACUUCUGCUGUCUCUCACCGUCAGUGGUGAUGUCUUGUAAAAUAUUUGUGCACAUGACUUCUCAAGAAGAAAACAAGAUGCUGCUCAAGAAGUACAGUCAGCUUCAUGAUCCUUUAUCAAAGGAGCCGAGGACAUGCUUUGACAGUGUUGCCCAAGUGAUCACACUUGUAGUGUUCAACCCUAAGUAUUUUUAAAAGUCACCAAACCAGAAGGGAGCUAGCCUGCUGCAGAGUGCCAAUUAGUUUCUCUUUCUAUUUCCUUUCAGCUGUAAAUUUUAACAGGCUGUCUAAACCACUUGCAUUUAAGCUGCGUUCUUCCGUCGUCAGCCUCUCACGCUGUGGACAGAAGGGACACACUUUUGUUUUAAUCAAUACAGCUUUCUACACACAAGUCAAGACCUUAUGCUUGAUGUCAAUUUUCAAAAAUGGACAUUGAUUGUGUAUUGGGCUGUGAGAGCAGCCAAGAGAUGUCUAAGUGCGUAGCAGUACUGGGGCUGAACAAGCUACUGCUGCUGUUGCUGCUGCCGCUGCCGGUUUCUCUAUGCUGCCUGUGGAGACGAGAUGAAAGGAAGAACAUUUUCUGUUACCAAACAAGUUAACAGACUGGCCCUCAAAAACCCAUCUCAGGCAAAUGAAGAAAGAAUGAAGUUAUGAGUAAAUUGUUGUGCUUACCAGUCAAACAUUUGUUAUUUUGAGCAAUCUGUAAUAAAAAGGAUACUGCAGUACAGCAGCCAUGUG
Messenger RNA from Amphiprion ocellaris (clown anemonefish), 2328 nucleotides. RefSeq names its product general transcription factor IIE, polypeptide 1, alpha (gene gtf2e1). Lineage: Eukaryota; Metazoa; Chordata; Actinopteri; Pomacentridae. The transcript is spliced from 6 exons. The record is from RefSeq and is a predicted model, not a curated record. Bases 192 to 1529 code for a protein of 445 amino acids. Gene Ontology annotation, biological process: transcription open complex formation at RNA polymerase II promoter; transcription initiation at RNA polymerase II promoter. Gene Ontology annotation, cellular component: transcription factor TFIIE complex.